Messenger RNA from Diaporthe amygdali, 438 nucleotides. RefSeq lists its product as uncharacterized. Lineage: Eukaryota; Fungi; Ascomycota; Sordariomycetes; Diaporthales; Diaporthaceae. The record is from RefSeq and is a predicted model, not a curated record. The transcript has 4 exons. The coding region runs from base 1 to 438 and encodes 145 amino acids.
AUGAUCAAGUUCAUCCUCAGCAUAAUCUUUGCCUUGGCGCAGGCAGUUCUCCUCAGUGUCGCCACGCCAUUCGACUGCACCAAUUGCAACAACUCCACCAAUUCGACCGCCAACACCACCGAUUCAUACGGUUGCUUCAAAAAGGGCGAGUUGUGGAAAGACUUGGGCACAAACCAGUCAAUCAUUCAGGCCUACGACGAGCAGUGGUGCACUCUGGCCGUUGGGUGCGUGGAGCUCAAUCACAGUGGAAACCGCUGCAUACGCGGGGAUCCAAUCAACCAUGCCUUCAUAUGGAAAUGGCAGGUAACGAAAAUCCCCGAGGGAAAGACUUGCGGCUAUGCUUCUCAUGCCCUGGCGCCGAUGGAGGCGAUAUCAUUGGCGCCACCGUCACUGCCGACCCUCAAGGUUCUUUUUCUUGCCACAGUUGAGCUGGAUUAG